Messenger RNA from Closterium sp. Naga37s-1, 2136 nucleotides. NCBI's taxonomy places the organism in Eukaryota, Viridiplantae, Streptophyta, Zygnematophyceae, Desmidiales, Closteriaceae. The record is from the annotation of a GenBank genome assembly.
AUGGCGAGCGUCAAUCCCAUAUCCCUCGCAGGACCCUCGCCGCAGGACGUUCAACGGACGAAGGAGCUUGAGAAGUUUCUGGUGGAUGCGGGGUUGUACGAGAGCCAAGACGAGGCCAUCUUGCGGGAGGAGGUUCUCGGUCGCCUCGACGAGAUAGUGAAGGUGUGGGUGAAGAGCGUGAGUCGUCGCAAGGGCUUUAACGAUCAGUUCGUAGCGGACGCCAACGCCAAGAUAUUCACCUUCGGCUCCUACCGCCUCGGGGUGCACGGCCCAGGCGCCGAUAUCGACACGCUGUGUGUGGGCCCGCGUCACGCCACCAGGGAGGAGGAUUUUUUCGGCGAGUUGCACGACAUGCUGGCGCAGCUGUCCGAGGUGACGGAGCUGCACUCGGUGCCCGAUGCGCACGUGCCCGUGAUGAAGUUCAAGUUCCGCGGCAUCUCCAUCGACCUGCUCUACGCGCAGCUCGCGCACACCGUCGUCCCCGAGGACCUGGAUCUAUCAGAGGAGGCGAUACUGCAGAACGUGGACGAGUGGACGCAGCGGUCGCUCAACGGGUGCCGCGUGACGGACCAGAUCCUCAAGCUCGUGCCCAACAUUGAGACGUUCCGACUGACACUGAGGUGCAUGAAGCAUUGGGCCAAGAAGCGAGGCGUAUAUUCCAACGUCGCGGGGUUCCUAGGAGGAGUGAACUGGGCCAUCCUGGCAGGGCGGGUGUGCCAGCUGUACCCGAAUGCAGCCCCCUCCAUGCUAGUCGCGCGCUUCUUCCGCUUCUACACGCUCUGGCAGUGGCCGCUGCCCAUCAUGCUCACCAUCAUCGACCAUGGCGUCAUGGGCUUUAACUUCCCCAUCUGGGACCCCAGAAGGAACCCGCGCGACGCGCUGCACCUGAUGCCGAUUAUUACCCCCGCGUACCCGUGCAUGAACAGUAGUUAUAAUGUCUCGGAGAGCACGCUGCGGGUCAUGAAGGAUGAGUUUCGGCGCGGGAAGGAGAUUUGCGAUCGGAUUGAAGGGGCGGUGGGAGGAGGGGGAGCGGCAGGGGGAGCCGGGGGAGCAGCGGGGGGAGCAGCAGGGGGAGGCGCGGGGGGAGGGGGGACGGGGGAGCAGAGGGCGGAGUGGGCGGAGUUGUUUGAGCCGUUUGCGUUCUUUGAGGCGUACAACCACUACUUGCAGAUCGAUAUCAGUGCUGCCAGCGAUGCCGACAUGCUCAAGUGGAAGGGCUGGGUGGAAUCAAGACUGCGCACGCUCGUCACCAGGAUCGAGCGGCAUACAGAUGGGCUGCUGCAGUGCCACCCGCACGUGUGCGAAAUCCACGACCCGGCCCGCUCCUACCCGCACUGCCUCUUCUACAUGGGCCUGCAGCGCCGCGCCCCCCCCACUCCCACCCCCACCACCCCGGGCACCCCCGGCGCUGAGGACGGCGGGAACGCCGGAGGGGGAGCGCGGGAGUUUGACAUCCGGUACACGGUGGACGAUUUCAAGAGCACGGUGGAGAGCUUUCAGAUGUGGUGCGAGGGCAUGGGGAUCGACGUGCUGUAUCUGAAGCGCAAGCAGCUGCCGCUGUUUGUCUUCCCGGGCGGCGUAAAGCCGCGACGCGCGUCCCGAGGGGGGAAGGGGUCGGGGAAAAAGGAGAAGGGGGCGGGAGGGGUGUCGCCUGCGAAUGGAGGGGGGCGGGUGUUGGGGAAGCGAGGGGCGGAGGAGGGCGGGGAGCAGGGGGAGGCGAAGAGGGCGCUCACACCUGCUGCUGCUGCUGCCGCUGCUGUUUCUGCGUCUGCUGCUGCGGCUGCGGCGGCUGUGGGGGCUGCUGUGGGUGGUGUGGCAGCAGGAGCAGGAUUGUCGCCCGUGUCCCCUGCUCUUGUGGCUGUGGGUGCUGCUGGUGGUGUAGCGGCAGAAGGAGGCGAUGUGGUGGGGAGAGGGGCGGGUGGAGGGGUGGAGGGUGCGGGGGGAGCAGAGGUGCCGCAGGCAGGAGCAGCGGCAACACGCGUCACUGGCAGCCUGGACGAACUGGAGGCGGUGCUGCCAGGGGCAGCGCAUGGCAGCAUGAGGCAGGAGGCACGGCCUCGACCCACUCUCAAGCUUGGUUGGUCGAGUGGGACGAACCUGAGGCAGCAGCAGGUUCGGCAGCAGGGACUUGUGUGA